AUGGAAGGCGGCAAUGGCGGCGUGAUUCUGCCUCUGACUCUGACGAAAGAGGUUCCACAUGGCUCCAACAAAGUUGAUCACCAUCUGAAGCAGCUUUUAGCUUCCCGUUUGAGUAGCCCAGAUCUCACUCCUCAGGAGAUUGCAGAGGCGUCAAAAUCUGCUGCUGCGGCGGCUGCUAUAGCUGCAAAGGUGGCCAGGGCUAAGGCGGAUGAGAAGGCUGCUGCAGCAGCUAAAGCGGUUGCUGCGGCUAAGACCGCUCUAGAUUUGAUUGCCUCCUUCCCCAAUCCCACCCAUAAUAAUAAUAAUAAUAAUGUUGUUGCUGCUGUUGCUGCUGCUGACUUGUUGUACCAAGAAUUACCCUCCAAGCUGCAACUAGGAGACGUCAUGAUAGAGAGACAAGAAGAUUUCAAUGCCAAGGAGUUGGUAGUCUCCGAUAGACUGAUUGAAGCAGCAGCAAAAGAGGGGAUUCAGGUGACUAGAAAGAGGGGUCGGCCAAAGCUCAAAUGA
Molecule: messenger RNA, 507 nt
Organism: Microthlaspi erraticum
Lineage: Eukaryota; Viridiplantae; Streptophyta; Magnoliopsida; Brassicales; Brassicaceae
Source: the annotation of a GenBank genome assembly